AUGAUAGUACGUCUGGGAUAUAUCCUAUCAAUUCUCUGUGUAAUUGUACAAUGCGAACAUGAUGAAACGCCCAAAACGCAUAUUGCAAUUGUUGGUGCUGGAAUUGGAGGCAUAUCAACAGCUUAUUGGUUAAAGUAUUAUUUGAAUGAUUCUGUAGCAAUUACGAUUUAUGAAUCUGAUCAAGUUGGAGGAAGAUUGAGAACCUUAAAUAUUGAUGAAGAUGAAUAUGAAGCUGGCGGAACAAUUAUACAUGAUAAAAAUUUAUAUAUGAAACGACUUGCUGAUGAAUUAGGUUUGAAACAACUUAAGCAGCCAAGUUCAUUUUCAUAUUUAAUAACCGAUGAUGGUUCUCAGACUUUGUUCUCUACUUUAUCUCGUUAUAUUCCAAGUGUAUUUCAUGUUAUAUGGCGAUACGGUCUAGAUGCAUUUCGUUUCAAAUUUUGGCUUGAAAAAAAACUAUCAAAUUUUCUUCGCAUCUAUGAUUAUCAAGAUAAUGGACGAACAUUUGAGACAGUGGAAGAAUUUCUCCAAAUGCUUGAUCAAGAUUUCUAUGCAGCCACACGUUAUUCAUUUCGAAAGUAUCUAUUUGAAAAAGGUUUUCAUAAAAGAUUUAUUGAUGAAAUCGCACAAAUGGCAACACUAGUUAAUUAUGAUCAAUCAGUUGACGCAAUAAAUGCUUUUCCUGGUUUGGUAUCAUUGAUGGCCUCGGGUUCUACACUUUGGCAUGUAGAAGGUGGUAAUCAUCUUGUUCCUAAGAAAAUGCUUGAAAACCUAUUAAAACAAUCUGACGUUCAAUUCGUCAAAGGUUAUGUCAAAAGUGUUGCAGAAGUUCAUCGUAUUGAUGCCGACGAUCAAGGUGGUAAUGUUCGUCUUUCUUAUCAGCCAUCUACUAGUGACCUCGUACAUUCUGUUGAUUAUGAUCAUAUUGUUAUUGCUUUUCCGCUCCAUCGUGAUAAUAUUGUGGAUUUUGCCCUACAAGCAAUUGAUAGUUUUAAUCAAUAUGAUUAUCGAAUGCAAUCAACACAUGCAAAUUUUCUGCAUGGUAAACUCGAUUGUCAAAAAUAUAAUUUAACAGAUGAUGAAUGUCAAAGAUUAAAUGCGAUUUUCUAUACAAAAUCGUCAUUACCAUACCGGUGUGUUGCUCAACAGCAACCUGUCAAUCAAAAUGAAGAACAAAACAAAAAACCUGAUAAAUCUGUAUAUAAAAUAUUUUCACCAGAAGAACUUAAUUUGUUACACUACGAACAAAUAUUUGAUAAAGAAAAUUUUAAACUUAUUCAAGAUAUUCCUUGGUUGGCCUAUCCAAAAUAUGAACAUCCACAAAAAUUACCACCUAUACAAAUCAAUAACAAUAUUUUUUAUCUUAAUGCAAUGGAAUGGAGUUCAUCGUGUAUGGAAAUUGAAGUGAUUAGUGCAAGAAAUAUUGCUAUGCUUGUUACGAAAAAACUUGGCGUCAAACUUAAACAUAGUGAUAAACAUGCCGAAUUUUGA
Molecule: messenger RNA, 1491 nt
Organism: Rotaria socialis
Lineage: Eukaryota; Metazoa; Rotifera; Eurotatoria; Philodinida; Philodinidae
Source: the annotation of a GenBank genome assembly